Molecule: messenger RNA, 2679 nt
Organism: Miscanthus lutarioriparius
Lineage: Eukaryota; Viridiplantae; Streptophyta; Magnoliopsida; Poales; Poaceae
Source: the annotation of a GenBank genome assembly
AUGGAGGCUGCUCUGGUGAGCGUCUCCACGGGGGUGUUGAAGCCGCUCCUGUCCAAGCUCACCAAACUGCUGAGCGACAAGUACGUCAAGCUCAAGUGGGUGCGAAGGCAGAUCAGCUUCUUGCGAGACGAGCUGAGUACGAUGAGCGCCACACUCCAGAUGCUCGCAGAUGCAGAGGAGCUCAACCCCCAGAUGAGAGACUGGAGGGACAAGGUACGUGAGCUGGCCUACGACAUUGAGGACUGCAUCGACACCUUCAUGACCAAGGUCGACCAUGAGCACCGUAGACCUAUGGGAUUCAACCUCCUUCGGAGGCUCAACAAACUGAAAGAUCGCCAUAAGAUUGCUAGCGAAAUCCAAGAACUGAAGGCUCGUGCAGCUGAGGUAAGCGAUAGGCACAAGAGGUACAAUUUUUUCCAGGGCACACACAGCUGUAGUACUUCUGGUAUCGACCCCCGGUUACCGGCGCUCUACGAGGAGGUUGACAGACUUGUAGGCAUCAAUAGCCCCAAGAAUCAUAUCAUCGAGCGGUUAUUUGCCCAGGAGGAGGAUUCUUCUUCUACAAAGCUUAGAGUGAUCUCGAUUGUUGGUUGCGGCGGUCUUGGUAAGACUACUCUAGCAAACCAAGUCUAUCACACUGUUAAAAGUAAGUUCAAGUGCGCAGCUCUUGUGUCGGUUUCUCGAAAUCCAAAUAUGAAAAGGAUUCUAAGAGACAUUGCUCAAGGACUAGGUAUCACUGAUUACAUAUUGGAUGAUGAUGAGCAUCAAAUCAUUAGUAAACUCAGAGAGCACCUCCAGCAGAGAAGGUACUUUGUUGUAAUUGAUGAUAUAUGGGAUGAAAAAUCAUGGGAAGUCAUCAAGCUUGCAUUAUUGAAUAAUAAUUGUGGCAGUAGGAUAAUCACUACAUCACGAAAAGUUACAGUUGCUUUAUGUUGUUCUUCUGGAGGUGGUUAUGUUUAUCAGAUGCAGCCUCUCAGUUUUGAUGACUCCAAAAGGUUGUGUUUUAGAAGAGCAUUUGGUCAUGAGAAUUUCUACUGUCCUCAUCUGGGAGAUGUUCCAGAUCAGAUAUUAAGAAAAUGUGGUGGUCUACCAUUGGCAGUUAUUACUGUAUCUAGUAUGUUAACUGAUCAGCACACAAGAGAUAAAUGGGAUAGGGUUCUAAAUGCUAUUGGUUCCGCACUUGCUAAGAAUCCAGGUGCUGAGAAUAUGACAACUAUAUUAUCUAUGAGUUACUUUGAUCUUCCUCACUAUCUUAAAACUUGUUUGUUAUACUUAAGUGCAUUCCCAGAAGAUCAUAGGAUUGGCAAACAGCGUUUAAUAAACAGAUGGGCUGCUGAAGGAUUCAUAUAUGAAGAACAAGGCCAAAGUGCAUAUGACAUCGGUGAGCAUUAUUUUAAUGAUCUCAUCAACCGAAGCUUGAUCCAACCUGUUGAUGUAAAAUAUGGCAACGCACAGGCAUGCCAAGUUCAUGACAUCAUUCUUGACUUCAUCACGUGCAAGGCUACUGAAGAGAAUUUUAUCAGUUCAUCAGAAACUGUAAGGCAUGGAAAAUUUUCAGAUUACCAGGAAGGAAUGAUUAGACAGAUGAAGAGUUUGGAAGUACUAGAGGAAUUCGGCAUCCACUCUCUCCAAGUGGCGGAGUCUUUGCAAGAAUUCAGUCAGCUAAUCAAGCUGAGGACAUUGGUAAUUUCAUGGAACUUGUAUUGUUCAUUGGACUUGGAAGGAAGCAGCAGCCUAAUUGUGGACCCUCAAAGUUAUGUGAGAACUUUGAUUUGUACAAGCAAUAUUCAUAAUCUAUAUAUCCAUGACUACCAUGAUGAAUUUCCUUGGUUUCGCGCAUUUUCAAUGGAUUCAUUGUCCCCUACUGCUCGCUGUAGCCUCCAGAAGCUCCACAUCACAUACUGCUCUACCAACAAGGUGCCAAAGUGGUUGAGCUCUCUUGGAAAUCUCAAGGAACUUGAGUUGCAUAUCUACUGUACAAGACCGGAAGAUCUUGAGAUCCUUGGAGCAAUACCUAGUCUGCUUUCUCUCGAACUAGUCACUUUGUAUGGCACCAAUGGAAGAAUUACCUUCAGCAGCGCCAAAGGAUUCAGAAAUCUGAAAUCUUUCUCCCUGUACAUCAUGAGUUGUGGGACCGCGCUGGAGAUUGAAACAGGAUCAAUGCCAAAACUUGAGCACCUGAAAUUAAGGUUCUGCGUGCAUAAGAUGGAAUGCCUGAAUGGUGCUUCUACUUUUGGCAUCAUGCACCUUUCCGCCCUCACAAAGGUGGAGGUAGUUAUUAGAGGCGACGUCGAUUGUUUUGAUUUAGUGGAGGAUAUGGAUGAUUGCAUUGUGAAAUCUGUUGCAAGCACCAUCAGAGAUGUUGUUCAGACACAUCCCAACUGUCCCACGAUCAGUUUUGAAAUAGAGGAUGAUGGUAACUAUUGUCGACAUUUUAAACACUGCCUCGAGCUUAUCAAUAAAAGGUUUCGAGUACCAAACGAGUGGCUCGGAAAAUAUCAAAUUGAAGAAGCACACAGCAAGCAAGUAAGAUCUGGGGAGGCUGAACGAGAGGAUCACAAUACGUCGCGUUUGAAUGUGCUUGAUGAGAUGAAUGAAGACGAAGAGGAGCAGAGAGAGAGGUAUUGGCAGGAACAAUUAGAAGCAUGGAUGGAUACGGAUUCUAUCUACGAUUAUUGA